Symbiodinium pilosum is the source of this 1188-nucleotide messenger RNA. Lineage: Eukaryota; Dinophyceae; Suessiales; Symbiodiniaceae. The record is from the annotation of a GenBank genome assembly.
AUGCCAGACCGCAUGGGCAAUCUUGGACAGAGCUUGAGACAGCUGAACUGGGAGGAGGAACAGCUAGUGAACAUUCAGAAGAAUUUCUAUAGCGAGCAUCCUGAAGUGUCGUCGAUGACUGCAGAGCAGGUGGCGGCAGCUUACAAGGAGCUGAAUGCCAACGUAGAAGGCCGCAAGCCGCAUCCUAGGCCUGUUAUGUCUUUUGGUCACCUGAGUCUUGCGGAGGACCUAGUGCAUACGGUGCGCAGCACUUUCGACAGCCCAACACCUAUUCAGUCAAUGGGCUGGCCAACGGCGCUCUCUGGACGGGAUAUGGUAGGAAUUGCGCAAACUGGUAGUGGCAAGACGCUGGCUUACUUGUUGCCGGCAUUGGUCCACAUUACGGCGCAACCUGCACUGAGACCAGGCGAUGGUCCAGUUGGGUUGGUCCUGGCACCCACGCGCGAGCUUGCCAAUCAGAUUCAUUCAGAGGUCAUGCGGUUCACAGAAGGCUCCAGAAUACGGAGCACCGCUGUCUUCGGGGGCGUCCCCAGAUAUGGACAGGCCUCAGACCUACGACGAGGAGUGGAGAUCCUCAUUGCAACUCCUGGCCGGUUGCUGGAUUUUCUGGAGGCUGGCACUACAAAUCUCAAGCGAGUUACCUACCUGACGCUGGACGAGGCAGACAGGAUGCUCGACAUGGGAUUCGAGCCUCAGAUUCGAAAAGUGCUGGCGCUCAGUGUUCGUGGUAUCGACCGAAAUGUCGUGCGUCGGUUCGUGGGCGUUGCAUCAGAUGAGACAAAGGUGCUUGUCUUCACCGAGUGGUCCUGGCCUGUUUGUUUGCGAGAGCUUCUGAGCGCCUUCCUUGAUGCGUACCAGAAUUUGCCGGCCAAUGCUAUUCAUGGUGACAAGGAGCAAAGACAGCGCGACAAAACUCUUUUCGAUUUCAAGACGGGACGCUGCAACAUCCUGAUUGCAACGGACGUUGCUCAAAGGGGCCUAGACAUCAAGGAUGUGGCGUAUGUAGUCAACUAUGCCGGCCACCCAGACGUGGCUUCUCUUUCCUUUCGCCGAGAUCCGUUGCCCUCAUGCUAUUGCCCUAAACAUCCCUUUGAGAAUUCUGUUUGUUCAUUACCAGCCGUUGAGCAGCCCGCUGAAAACGAUCGGUUUCAUAGUUCGGGGAUGAUUCUUAUCUCAUGUGUCAGCUAG